AUGCUGCUGUGGAGACUGAUAGGGCGCAUGAACAUGAUCCAAGCUAAUGGUGAUGCUUGGAAGAAGCACUCGAGGAUCGUACGAGCCGCCCUACUUAACAACCUUCCCGUGGAAAUGUUUGCUGCCUUAUCUCACAAAGUCUUCGCUCUCAUUGGCAAGGGCGGUCUCAAGCGCUGGGAUGAUAUUGCGCAGAGGGUGGCUCUGGACGCGGUUGGGGCGUCCGUCCUCGGGCACGACUUUGACGCGAUUACGCAGGAGAGCGACUUUGUCCUGGAAUAUAACUCAAUCAUGCAUGAAAUCGCCAACCCCGUGUACCUCGUUAUGCCCGUCCUCGAGAGGAUCUUCCCUAGACGGCGGAUUAUUCGGCGAAUAGAGAAUCUCGUUGACGAUUUCGACAAAUUGCUCGAACGGAAGAGGCUAGAUCCCGGUGAAGAUAUAAUGACCUUCUUACUGCGGGAACCGAAUAUGACACAUACGGAACUACGAAAUAAUAUGGUCCUUCUAUUCAUGGCCGGGCAUGAUACAUCUGCUGGAGGGCUUUCGAGUCUAGUCUACUUCCUGGCCCGACAUCCAGAUAUGCAAGAAAGGGCUAGGAAAGAGGUACUCGAAACACUGGGGCCGCAAGGCGAGCCUACGGUUGGACGUCUGCAGAAAUUGACGUUCGUCAAUGCUUGUGUUCGGGAAGCGCUCCGCAUCAAUACCCCCAUAUCCUACAUCCUCCCCCGAUGCUCGGAAACCUCAGUCCAGCUGGGCAAGUACCUGAUACCGGCUGGCACGUCUUUGAACGUAAACGUCUAUGUGAUUCAUCACCAUGGCGGUUACUUCAAGGAUCCUUUCACGUUCGCGCCGGACCGUUUUCUUGACCAGGGUAAAUCGGACGCUAGCGACGACGCGUGGGUGCCGUUCGGGACUGGCCCUCGGCAAUGCCCCGCGCGCAACUUUGCUAUCUAUGAGCAGCGUUGCCUCAUAGCAAUGCUACUCCGAGAAUACAGGUGGACCUUGCCCGAUGAUAGCAUUCACAAGGAUGGGCUGCAUAAUGCAUUUUCACCAUUCGCUCUAACACUACCGCACGACCUUGAGGUUGUAUUCACGAAGCUGUAA
Molecule: messenger RNA, 1101 nt
Organism: Gloeophyllum trabeum ATCC 11539
Lineage: Eukaryota; Fungi; Basidiomycota; Agaricomycetes; Gloeophyllales; Gloeophyllaceae
Product: cytochrome P450
Exons: 2
Coding region: 1-1101 (366 amino acids)
Molecular function (GO): heme binding; oxidoreductase activity, acting on paired donors, with incorporation or reduction of molecular oxygen; iron ion binding
Source: RefSeq, a predicted model, not a curated record